AAAAGGCUCGAUCUUGUUUAAAGCGUUUCGACUAUUAGCGUUGUCAACACCCGGAGAUAGUGCUGCUACGAUCAUGUCGGAGCCGGAGUCCCUGAGGUGCUCCAGUGUCAGAAACCGGGGAGGCGUCCAGAGAGUGGAAGGCAAAUUGAGAGCCAGUGUAGAAAAGGGGGAUUACUAUGAGGCACACCAGAUGUACAGGACUUUGUUUUUUAGGUACAUGUCGCAAGGGAAACAUGCUGAGGCCAGAGAACUGAUGUACAAUGGCGCUCUGCUGUUCUUCAGCUAUAACCAGCAAAAUAGUGCAGCAGAUUUGUCUAUGCUGGUGCUGGAAGUGUUGGAGAAAUCUGAGGCAAAAGUUGAAGAUGAGAUAUUAGAAUGCUUGGCUAAGAUGUUCAGCCUAAUGGAUCAGAACUCCCCGGAGAGAGUAGCAUUUGUGUCCAGAGCAUUAAAAUGGUCCACAGGAGGGUCUGGCAAGUUGGGACACCCAAAACUACACCAGCUACUAGCUGUCACCUUGUGGAAAGAGCAAAACUACAGUGAGUCUCGUUACCACUUUCUUCAUUCAUCUGACGGUGAGGGCUGCGCACAGAUGCUGGUGGAGUAUUCAGCGUCCCGAGGCUUCCGCAGCGAGGUUGACAUGUUUGUGGCGCAGGCCGUCCUACAGUUCCUCUGCUUAAAGAACAAAACCAGCGCUUCUGUGGUGUUCACCACAUACACAGAAAAGCACCCGUCCAUAGAGAAGGGGCCCCCUUUCAUGCAGCCUCUACUAAACUUUAUCUGGUUUCUACUGCUGGCAGUGGAUGGGGGUAAAUUAACAGUUUUCACAGUGUUAUGUGAGCAAUAUCAACCUUCCCUAAAGAGGGACCCCAUGUACAACGAGUAUCUUGACAGAAUAGGGCAGGUAUUCUUCGGUGUUCCACCAAAACAGUCUCCCUCAUAUGGUGGGCUGCUAGGAAACCUGCUAAACAGCCUGAUGGGGUCGGGCGAGGAGGACGACGGGGCAGAAGAAGCGCAGGAGGACAGUAGCCCCAUAGAGCUGGACUGAGCUUACACCUCACGACAAGGAGAGCAAACGAACACAAAGAGAAGACCCCUCCCCGCCCCCCUUUGUCACGUUGACAGCUGGGAUGGGGUGAGGCUCUGGUCUGUGUAUUCAGAGCCAUGCUGUUUUGAGAAACCACAUCCCACCCAUUCAGUUCACAAUCAGAAUAAGCAUCAUCCCUGUCAGCACUGCCUGGACUGACUGCGCCAAACUGUAAACUCUUCCCAUCUUGAUUUAUUGUUAUUAUUAUUAAUUUUUUUUUCCAAUCAUUUCUUUGUUAAUUUGGAACUCUUGCUAUGUGUUUAGAGUUUCUUGUAUUUAAACAGGAGAAGAUGUUCUCCUGCCCACAAAAGCUGCUCCCUGGUGAUGGGCAUGGUUAGUCUCACAGUGGAGAGGGUUACAUCACAGACCCCUCACUGGUGUUGAUUACAUGUUUAAGAGGGUUUGUUGGACUCACUACCUUUUUAUCCAGCUGUUUAUUUUGUUGCCCGGCCACACAGCUUGGUUACACACGUUGGUGUUGGUUUAGGUAACUUAUUCCGUUAAGUCAUGUCUUUCAGGAGUAAUUUGCUUUGCACCUGUGGCUAAGGCCACUCGUUCAUUGUCUUUAAAUGGCCAUUGGUUUUUAUGGACAACAGGUCAUCAGCUCUAACUUAUCAGUGGUUCAUCCAACAUUUUUUGUUCAGUGUCUCCUUAACGGGUUAUUGUUGUGGCUGUCAUUCAGGCUUCUCUAUUCAAAUGAAUUGCAAACGAAGCUGUCUGUACCAUAUACAAAUAGCCCCAGUUUACAGUUAUCAUUGUUUUCAUUUGCUGAACUAUCAGAGAUUUUUCCACCAUCUCCAAGAGAAAUUGUAAACUGAGACCCAGUUUUGGUCUUGUUACAGUUACCAGAGGUUAUACAGGUUCAAGCGAUGAGAUGAUGUUUGCAGCAUUUGGUGUUUUUUUUUUUUUUCAGCAGAAGUUAAGAGUCACUGUGAAAACUUUAUUUGCAUGUUAUGACAUUUCCUACUUGUAUGUUUCUGGUUUUAUUUUGUACAUUUUCUCUUCCUCCUGGAGGUGGAUCAUCACUAUUAGUUCAGCCUGCGCACAAUACGAAUUGUGAUUCAUAGCUGCUGUUUAUCGACGUUAACUCCAUUGACACCACUUAUUUUACCAAAAUUAUGUCCAUUUUUCCAUGUAACGAUAUUUAAUUAGUCCUGAUCUUCUGAGUUUUGAAUUUUUCACCAGACAAUGUUUGAGAAUUACUUUCCAUUAUGAGCUUAAAUUGUCCAUUGAUUAUUAGAAAACCAGACAAAUGAUUAUUUAUGAAUAAAUCAUUUGUGCUGGUUUACCGAAGUGGCAGAAAACCCAGUGAAAUAACCAAUUACGUGAAAAAUCAAAUAUAGAACCAAUUAAUAUUUCAGGACAUUAUUUAAAACUGAACAAGAUGGGAGGUUGUUAUUGCAGUACUUUUGUUUUCAUGAAAAUACAUCAAAACAUUUGUUUUGGUUAAUUUAAAUUUAUUUCAUUAUGACUUAAUAAAUUAACUCUGCCAGUUUUCCAUGA
Betta splendens (Siamese fighting fish) is the source of this 2587-nucleotide messenger RNA. It is a transcript of the gene get4, whose product is annotated as guided entry of tail-anchored proteins factor 4. Gene Ontology annotation, molecular function: protein binding. The record is from RefSeq and is a predicted model, not a curated record. The transcript has 9 exons. Gene Ontology annotation, cellular component: cytosol; BAT3 complex. Gene Ontology annotation, biological process: protein insertion into ER membrane. NCBI's taxonomy places the organism in Eukaryota, Metazoa, Chordata, Actinopteri, Anabantiformes, Osphronemidae. The coding region runs from base 74 to 1045 and encodes 323 amino acids.